AUGGAGAGCUUUUAUCAUCACCCCUUGGGUAUUGUGGCCUACAUCGCUCGCUUGAUCCAGUUCAUCAGUGCGAUCGUCGUCCUUGGAAUAACAGCAUGGGCAGCACGAGAUACGAAAACAGUCACAGUCAUAUACUCUCUGGUGAUUGCUGCCUUGGCAAUUGUUAUUCUGCCGGUGUCAAUAACUGCUAGCUUCGUCUUAAGACGUCGUACCUGGCAUAUUUUCCUACUAUUUGCGACGGAUACGGUUCUAUCCUAUUUAUGGAUUACCUCCUUCAUUUUCCUGGCACUCGACUUCAAUCAGAUCAAUUGCCGUAUUCUGCGUUGGAACGGAGAGACAGUUUGCAGUCGCAAAUAUGCUGCAGAAGCAUUUAGCUUCAUUGCCUUUUUCUCAACGCUGGGAGCGAUGAUACUUGAGGUCAUUUAUAUCUACUGCAGGAAGCAAGAGCCUUUGCAAGCCAUGGAGCAAGGUCCGCAUCAUGAACAGGUGACCCAGAAUCUCACCAAUGCUGGCUUGCUCUAA
Penicillium longicatenatum is the source of this 522-nucleotide messenger RNA. RefSeq names its product MARVEL domain-containing protein. Bases 1 to 522 code for a protein of 173 amino acids. The record is from RefSeq and is a predicted model, not a curated record. The transcript is spliced from 4 exons. Gene Ontology annotation, cellular component: membrane. NCBI's taxonomy places the organism in Eukaryota, Fungi, Ascomycota, Eurotiomycetes, Eurotiales, Aspergillaceae.